UCUUCUUUGUGUUACCAUUCUCUUAAAUGUUUUCGUCUUUUUUGGUUUGUUUUUUGAGUUUUUUCUUGCUGCAGUACAGUUUUUGUUUACUUUUUCUCUUUUUUGGUAGUUUUUUUUCAUUAAUUUCCUGAUUCUUGCCCGACACAAGCUUUCUUCUACUGGGUUGAACUUCUUUGACUGUGAAAACCCAAUUGAUAUUGUUUUUUGAACGUCCGAUCAAUUCCCAGUUGGUGUAUUGAACUCCUGGUGUGCCUCUUCUUUUUUCUUUUUCCCUUUUUUCUCAGAGCUUUCGUGGCUCUUUUGAGUUGAAGAAGAAGAUUGUGGCAACCACAAAAGUCUAAACCAAAAGGGAAAUUGAUUUCUCUUUUCUCUACCCGGAGAAAAGUAGUAUAGGUUGGUCUUUUUCUCCCCCAUCAUAGCUGGAUUUAGCAUUAUCUUUUUAAAUUUUUUAAAAAUAAAAACUUUUCCUUUUUCAAAUUUCGUAAAAGUCCUCAUUACGUUCUUGAUUAUGAUUCAUUCUAGUAUUAUUUCUUCAAAUUUAAUGCUCCCCCUGGCUUUCCAUAUCGAAAGGAUGCAAUCCUUCAUGGGGUUGGUUCAAUCAAAGUGACUAUUUACCAUUUUUUUUUUCUAAAUUCAUUUAUCUAUUGGGUUUUGUUUAUGGGGUUGCUUAAAUGGAGUUGAAUCAUAUUUUGCUGGAAUUGGGGGAAUGGAGAUUGGUGAGAACCAAAAAUAAAUCAAGGAUUGUAUUGUUUGGUUUCAUUUCAAGUUCGUGAAGAUGUCUUCUGCUUCUUGGAUCACCACCCUCUCAUGUUCCAGUUCAGUGAUAGCAUCCUCAGGGGAAACACCUUUUUCAUUGAUACUUCAAUGGCUGAGAUUCAUCUUCCUCUCUCCAUGUCCUCAGAGAGCUCUUUUAUCUUCCAUUGAUCUCCUCUUCUUGCUCACCCUCAUUGCAUUUUCCGUUCAAAAGCUCUAUUCUAGAUUCAUCUCCAAUGGCCGCUCCAGCUCCGCCAUUAACAAGCCCCUCAUCAGAAAUAACAGAGCUCGUCUUAGAACUACUCUUUGGUUUAAACUCACUCUCACUGCAACAGCUCUUCUAGCUGUCUGCCAUGGAUUUCUAUGCAUUUUGGCCUUUGCUAGAGGUGCCCAGAUGCCAUGGAAGUUAAUUGAUGCCCUCUUCUGGUUGGUUGAAGCUAUAACCCAUUUUCUCAUUACCAUCUUAAUUGCCCACGGGAAGAGAUUCCAAGCUGUCACCUAUCCAUUAUCGCUUCGGAUUUUCUGGGUUGUAAGCUUCAUCAUCAGUUCAUUGUUUACCACUUCUGGGAUUAUUCGAAUCUUCUUCGUGGAAGGAUUCGAGGCUUCCAAUUUGAGAUUGGAUGAUAUUGUCACUUUGGUUACUUUUCCAUUAUCAGUUGUUCUUCUACUUGUUGGUAUCAGAGGAUCAACUGGGAUUACAGUUGACAGAGAAUCUGAACCAGUAAUGGAUGUGGAAGAGAAAUUGUAUGAACCUCUUCUGGGAAAAUCCAACGUAACUGGCUUUGCUUCAGCUUCUAUUUUGUCUAAAGCUUUAUGGCUUUGGAUGAAUCCUUUACUGGGUAAAGGCUACAAAUCCCCACUCAAGAUUGAUGAAAUCCCAUCCCUUUCGCCAGAACAUCGAGCUGAAAGAAUGUCAGAGCUCUUUGAAUCGAACUGGCCUAAGCCGCAUGAAAAAUUGAAUCACCCGGUCAGAACCACACUGUUCCGGUGUUUCUGGAGGGAGGUUGCUUUCACUGCCUUUCUGGCAAUUGUUCGUCUCUGUGUUAUAUAUGUGGGGCCUCUUCUCAUCCAAAGAUUUGUUGAUUUCACGUCAGGGAAAAGAAGCUCCCCUUAUGAAGGAUACUACCUUGUAUUGAUUCUCCUCAUUGCGAAAACCGUGGAGGUUUUAACAUCUCACCAUUUUAAUUUCAACUCUCAGAAGCUCGGUAUGCUUAUCCGAUCCACUCUCAUCACUUCAUUAUACAGGAAAGGCCUGAGGCUAUCAUGCUCUGCUCGGCAGGAUCAUGGGGUUGGACAAAUUGUGAAUUAUAUGGCUGUUGAUGCUCAGCAGCUCUCUGAUAUGAUGCUUCAGCUACAUGCCAUAUGGUUGAUGCCUUUGCAAGUGACUGUUGCCUUAGUGCUUCUUUAUAAUGAACUUGGUGGUGCCAUGAUCACAGCAGUAAUCGGAAUUUUUGCGGUUCUUUUGUUUGUUCUGAUGGGCACUCGAAGGAACAACAGAUUCCAACACAAUGUGAUGAAAAAUCGUGAUUUGAGAAUGAAGGCAACUAAUGAGAUGCUCAAUUACAUGCGCGUUAUCAAGUUCCAGGCGUGGGAAGAGCACUUCAAUAAGAGAAUUCAAUCUUUUCGCGAAUCUGAAUUUGGAUGGCUUACCAAGUUUAUGUACUCGAUCUCAGGCAAUAUUAUUGUAAUGUGGUCAACACCAUUAAUGAUAUCGGCUUUCACAUUUGCUACUGCGAUCAUGUUGGGCGUCCAGCUUGAUGCAGGGACAGUGUUCACGACAACUUCAAUCUUUAAAAUCUUGCAGGAGCCAAUCAGGGCCUUCCCACAGUCUAUGAUCUCAAUUUCACAAGCAAUGAUCUCACUGGCCAGGUUGGAUAAGUACAUGACAAGUAGGGAAUUGGUGGAGAGUUCAGUGGAGAGGGAGGAGAGUUGUGAUGGUAGAAUUGCUGUGGAGGUGAAAGAUGGGGUGUUUAGUUGGGAUGAUGAAGGGAAAGAGGAAGUUUUGAGAAAUUUGAAUUUUGAGAUCAAGAAAGGGGAGCUUGCAGCUAUUGUUGGGACAGUUGGGUCGGGGAAAUCUUCUCUUCUGGCCUCAGUUCUUGGUGAGAUGCAUAAAAUAUCGGGACAGGUCAGGCUUUGUGGGACAACUGCCUAUGUGGCACAGACAUCAUGGAUCCAGAACGGGACCAUUCAGGAGAACAUCCUGUUUGGUUUGCCAAUGAACACAGAGAAAUACAGGGAAGUUAUCAGGGUCUGUUGCUUGGAGAAAGACUUGGAAAUGAUGGAGUAUGGAGAUCAAACUGAGAUUGGAGAGCGUGGCAUCAACCUCAGUGGCGGCCAGAAGCAGCGCAUUCAACUUGCAAGAGCUGUUUAUCAGGAUUGUGAUGUCUAUCUUCUCGAUGAUGUCUUUAGCGCUGUGGAUGCUCACACUGGGACCGAUAUAUUCAAGGAAUGUGUUAGGGGAGCUCUCAGAAACAAGACCAUCUUGCUCGUCACCCAUCAAGUCGACUUCCUGCACAAUGUUGAUCUUAUCUUAGUGAUGAGAGAUGGGAUGAUCGUCCAAUCAGGAAAGUACAACGAUCUACUAGAAUCUGGCAUGGAUUUUAAAGCACUAGUAGCUGCCCAUGAAACCUCCAUGGAACUUGUAGAAGAAGCAGGCCCUGCCAUCACCAGUGAGAAUUCACCCAAACUACCACAAUCUCCUCAACCCUUUUCCAACCAUGGGGAAGCCAAUGGUGUAGACAAGUCUGGAGACCAAUCCAAGUCCAAUAAAGAAUCUUCUAAGCUAAUCAAAGAUGAGGAGAGGGAAACCGGAAAAGUCAGCUUUCAAGUGUACAAGCAAUACUGUACUGAGGCUUAUGGGUGGUCGGGAUUAGCAGGAGUGUUGCUACUGUCUCUGGCAUGGCAGGGGUCUCUCAUGGCCAGUGAUUACUGGCUAGCAUAUGAAACUUCAGAAAAGCAUGCUAAGUCAUUCAACGCAUCUUUGUUCAUCACCAACUAUUCAAUUAUUGCUGCUGUUUCUGUCCUGUUGAUAGUGAUCAGAUCAUUUACUGUCACAAAGCUGGGGCUUAAGACAGCACAGAUUUUCUUCUCGCAAAUUCUUCACAGCAUUCUGCAUGCACCCAUGUCGUUCUUUGACACAACACCUUCGGGAAGAAUCCUUAGUCGGGCAUCGACAGAUCAAACCAAUGUCGAUCUCUUUGUACCCUUUUUUAUGGCCGUAACCCUUGCCAUGUACAUCACGCUGCUCAGUAUCAUCAUCAUCACUUGUCAAUAUGCCUGGCCAACGAUAUUCCUAUUAAUUCCACUUGGUUGGCUGAAUGUUUGGUACCGGGGAUACUUUAUUGCAUCAUCUCGGGAAAUAACUCGCCUUGACUCAAUCACGAAAGCGCCUGUUAUCCAUCAUUUCUCAGAAAGCAUCUCUGGAGUUACGACAAUCCGCUGUUUCAGGAAGCAGAUUGGGUUCACACAGGAAAAUGUUCACCGGGUGGAUAAGAAUUUGCGCAUGGAUUUCCACAACAAUGGAUCCAACGAGUGGCUUGGCUUCCGUUUAGAACUGAUUGGAAGCUUCAUCAUGUGUCUUUCAACCAUGUUCAUGAUCUUGUUGCCUAGCAGUAUUAUAAAGCCAGAGAACGUUGGCUUGUCACUCUCCUACGGGUUGUCCCUCAACAGUGUGCUGUUCUGGGCCAUUUACAUGAGCUGCUUUGUGGAAAACAAGAUGGUUUCUGUUGAGAGGAUAAAACAAUUCACAAACAUUCCAUCAGAAGCAGCUUGGCAGAUCAAAGACCGUCUUCCUCCUCCAAAUUGGCCCACCCAUGGCAAUGUGGAGCUCAAGGACUUGCAGGUUAGAUAUCGUCCAAACAGUCCUCUGGUGCUCAAAGGCAUUACUCUGAACAUUCGAGGGAAAGAGAAGAUCGGGGUUGUUGGUCGAACAGGGAGUGGGAAGUCCACUUUAGUCCAGGUGUUCUUUAGGUUGGUGGAGCCUUCAGGGGGGAAGAUUAUCAUUGAUGGCAUUGAUAUCGGCAUGCUUGGGCUUCAUGAUCUAAGGUCUCGCUUUGGCAUCAUUCCUCAAGAACCCGUUCUUUUCGAAGGAACUGUGAGAAGCAACGUGGACCCAGUUGGGCAGUACUCAGAUGAAGAAAUAUGGCAGAGCCUUGAACACUGUCAAUUGAAAGAAGUGGUGGCUGGAAAACCCGAUAAACUUGAUUCACUAGUGGUCGACAAUGGAGAUAACUGGAGUGUGGGGCAGAGGCAGCUUCUCUGCUUGGGGCGUGUAAUGCUGAAGCGCAGCCGGAUUUUGUUCUUGGAUGAGGCAACUGCUUCUGUUGAUUCACAAACAGAUGCUGUGAUUCAAAGGAUCAUCCGAGAAGACUUUGCAAACUGCACAAUCAUCAGCAUCGCUCACAGGAUACCCACAGUCAUGGACUGCGACAGGGUCUUAGUCAUAGAUGCAGGUAGAGCCAAAGAAUUCGACAAACCAUCUCGCCUGCUGGAGAGGCAUUCCCUGUUUGGGGCACUGGUUCAGGAGUAUGCAAACCGCUCAGCAGGAAUGUAAGCAAACAAGCAUUCAGGCUGUCCAGACAUCUUCAUGGGGAUUCCUUCCAUGGGAACUCUGUGUACCAGCAUGUGGAUCAAUUACUAAUUAGGUGGAAAAUACCAGUCUCUGAUUCUUGGAAUUUGGCUCUGAGCAUCCCAUUAUUCAAAGCUACAGAAAUUUUAUAUGAUCCAUGUUCGAAGUCAAACUACGUAGCUUUGUUAUUAAUUAGUGAUGUUGUACCAUAUUGAUAUCUAUAAGAUACUUUAGUAUCAUCAGUUGAAAUGGUUCUGAUGAGUUACGGUAUUAUUGUGAGCUUGUUUCCAGAAUUGGGUGUCUGCUAACGAGCUAAUUAAUAAUAACAAUGUUGUUGUCACCAGUUUAAA
Molecule: messenger RNA, 5670 nt
Organism: Vitis vinifera (wine grape)
Lineage: Eukaryota; Viridiplantae; Streptophyta; Magnoliopsida; Vitales; Vitaceae
Product: ABC transporter C family member 4
Exons: 12
Coding region: 776-5305 (1509 amino acids)
Biological process (GO): transmembrane transport
Cellular component (GO): vacuolar membrane; plant-type vacuole
Molecular function (GO): ATP hydrolysis activity; ABC-type transporter activity; ATP binding
Source: RefSeq, a predicted model, not a curated record